Molecule: messenger RNA, 1632 nt
Organism: Endocarpon pusillum Z07020
Lineage: Eukaryota; Fungi; Ascomycota; Eurotiomycetes; Verrucariales; Verrucariaceae
Exons: 5
Coding region: 1-1632 (543 amino acids)
Biological process (GO): regulation of gene expression
Cellular component (GO): nucleus; cytoplasm
Molecular function (GO): mRNA binding
Source: RefSeq, a predicted model, not a curated record
AUGGCUGAUCAGCAAAACAUCUCCAACAUCCUCGCAGCUCUUGCGGCGCAACGCCCUGGUGGAACCCCCAAUCAAGCACAGUCGCAACUUCCAGCCUCAGGAUAUCCUCCCACUUACGCAAAUUCUACUCCUCCUGUCGCAUCAUCUCCAUACUCUCUACCGCAGCCUAUAAGCUCAGGAAGUGUUGACCUCAGUUCUAUCAAGCCUGUCAGCUCUGGUUCAGUUAGUAUUGCCGAUGCGAUAGCUAAAGCGCGCGGUUUCGCCGCCGAAAGAGGAGUCUCCUAUGAUUCCAACCGAGUUCUUUCGAGAAAUGAUGAUCCUCGCCGCCGAACUGGGCGCUCACGCUCACCUUCCCGUAGCCCCCCUCGUGCUAUCAGAGACACCUUCAGAGACAAUUACAACCCGUAUCGCGACGAAAGGCGAGGUGGUGCUGAUCGUGGCUAUGUUCGUGAACGAUCCUUUUCUCCAAGACCCAGCGGUAGCUUCUCCCCCUCCCAAGGCCGUUCAUAUGGUAUGCCAGACAAUCGAUCAUCGAUGGAGCGCGGAGCAAGCGACGGCGACACAGAACGUAUUCCCAUUGAAAAGAGCCUUGUGGGCCUCAUAAUCGGUCGUGCAGGAGAAAACCUACGGCGGGUCGAGCAGACUACGGGUGCUAGGGUGCAGUUCAAGGACGGACCCGAAUCUAGUGCCACCGUACGUAAUUGCGACAUCUCGGGUAGCAGAUCUGCCAGAGCCAGCGCAAAAGCAGAGAUUUACCGGAUCAUUGAUGAGAAUGGGCCAGGAAAUCGAGGUGCAGCACAAGACCGAUCAAGGGGACAAAGCAAGAUCGGGAGUAUCGCGCCACAGAAGGACGGCGAAAACGGGACUCAGAUCAUGGUGCCUGAUCGGACCGUUGGCCUUAUCAUCGGAAGAGGCGGAGAGACCAUCAGAGACCUACAGGAGCGAAGCGGCUGCCACGUCAAUAUCGUGGGUGAGAACAAGAGUAUCAAUGGUCUUCGACCAGUCAAUUUGAUUGGCAGUGAACAAUCACAACAAAGAGCGAAAGAUCUGAUCAUGGAGAUAGUGGACAGUGACACCAAAAAUGCGGCAGCGAAACAGGAUACCAGCCGUCCGGUACCGAGGGAUGAUCCUUAUGGCAGCAGUUCCGAAAAAGUCAAUGAUAGCAUAAUGGUACCCGGAGACGCAGUGGGCAUGAUAAUCGGCAAAGGUGGCGAGUCCAUCAAGGAAAUGCAGAAUACUACAGGCUGUAAGAUCAACGUCUCGCAGCCAGCAGGUCGGGAUAUCGAACGUGAGAUCGGCCUUGUAGGGACAAGACAUGCCAUCGACAUGGCCAAGCGAGCUAUCAUGGACAAGGUUGAUGCAGUGGACUCCAGAAACCGCUCCCAGGGCAGAGACAGCCGACCCGAUGAUUCCUAUAGUGGUGGUGGAUACUCACGAGCGCAACAGCAGCAGUCUUAUUCUCCGAGUGGUGCUGGUCCUCAACAGCCUGCUGCACCCGGUGCUGGUGCGGAAGACCCGUAUGCCGCGUAUGGAGGCUACAACAACUACGUGGCCAUGUGGUACGCAGCCAUGGCUCAACAACAGCAGCAACAAGGCACAGGUGAGCAAGCCGGACCGCCAGGUGCUCGAUGA